Messenger RNA from Nomia melanderi (Alkali bee), 2643 nucleotides. Its product is annotated as cuticlin-6. The record is from RefSeq and is a predicted model, not a curated record. Lineage: Eukaryota; Metazoa; Arthropoda; Insecta; Hymenoptera; Halictidae.
ACAGUCAUUAUUGCGCCAGUAUAACAUUCGCCUCCAGUUCUCCACGACGAACGAUCGAGUUUCCGCGAGAUCGUCACGAGAUUCCGGCCGAGAACGAACGACCUUCGCCGCGGCGACCGCCUGGAAAGUAAACCGCGUGGCCGCCAACGAAACGAGGCGUGCGUCGAUCCCGUGCCGACCCGUGUUUCCAUCGACGUGUACGAUGCGACUAUUCUCGUUAAGUAACGAAAAUGUGACGUGAGGACACCCGGCGCCGCAUUAGAUCCAUCAGAACCGCGGUACAGGCAACCCCCGGCUCGGUCGUACGUUGGCACGCAACUCCGCCGCCGAAAAUGUCAGCUGGGACGAGCAAUAUUCACGCGUUCGCCAGUGCGCUUGUGUCGGUACUGUGCCUGGCCCUGGUGGCGCUCCGUGUCGGCGAGGUCACCGGCCAAUUAUUGGACACCGAGUUCCAACCAACGGUCACGGCAACAUGCAAGGCAGGCCACAUGACGAUACGAGUGAAUCUGAAUCAGAGUUUCGUCGGUGCUGUUCACGCGAGAGAUUUUCGGACGCCGCAGUGUAUGGCGCCCGGAAAUGGUUCGAACCACGCGACCCUCGCUAUUAAUCUUCUAGCUCCCAAAGGAUCCCCAGAUUACUGCGGUGUCUUGGUAAAUAAUGACAACGAGGAGCGUUCCAUCCCCAUCGCGGUGCGGAUACAUAAGACCCUGGAGCUGGCGGACGAUAAAUUUUAUGUUAUUACGUGCGGAAAGGCAGGAUUCAAAAACGCGAAGAACGAGACCUCGUUAGUAUCGUUGCGCCUUUUGGACGCCGGUCACAAAGUGCAGGAGGCUAUUUAUGGUCACAACUAUACUUUGCGUGCGGAGAUCUCGCGGCCAGAUGGAAUGUACGGAAUUAAGGUGAAAUCGUGCUUUGCGUUCAAUAAGCGAAACAACAGCGUGCAGCUGAUCGACGACAAAGGGUGUCCCGUGAAGGCCCGCGUCAUGACGAAAUUCAUAUACGAUCGGAACACCGGCCUGGCGGAUGCGACAUUGUUCUCGAUGUUCCGGUUUCCUGACAGCCCGCAAGUGCAUUUUCAAUGCGACAUCGCUGUGUGCAGAGGAAGCUGCGGUAUCCCUAUUUGCGAAGGCGAUAACGAGGAAGAAAUAAAGGGAGCGUCUUUAAUUAAUGGGCAAAGCGUGAGCGGCGAGGAAGGAGUGCUUCUUGCCGGCACGAGCGUGUUCGUUCUUGACCCUGGUCAAACGCCAUCUGUACAAACUCUGUACGAGGACGGCAGCGUCCACCCAUUAUGGCUGCUAUGGCUGGCCGUAGCUCUUGGCAUUCUGUUCCUCAUCAUGCUCAUUAUCAACAUAUUCCUCUGCUCCGCGAUGACCUGCAGUUGCACCAGGACCGACAUCAUCGAGAAAGAACCAUCGAUCAUCGAAGAUUACGAUCCCUAUCGUAGCUGGCACGGUUCCCAAUAUGGCUCGAGGUACUCCUUAAACGGGAAGCAAGGAUACGCUUCCGGAGGAUCGACGAUGAAUUCUACGAGGUCGAUAUCGACGAACAGCGAUCAUUACGCCAUAGUUCACUCGCGACCAGGAAGCAGAUACUCUGGACCCGGUCAGAAGCAUCAUCAUCAUCAUAGAGGGCCGCCGUCGAACAUCGGUUCCCAUUAUUCCGGCAAAUAAUAUUCUAGUAGCUGCCUAACGAAAAACUUAGAGUGAACAAUUAUGGCGAUUAAACGAUCUAAAACAUAGUAAUUCUCCGUUUUAACAAUGCGACCGCUUGUAGCGGGUGUACACAGACACGGCGGAAUUGUUGCUCGUGAUAUUCAAACGCAAACUAUCAUUCAGUAACGAGCUACGGAAGGAUAUUGUUGAUCCUCGUCUGAAGAAACACCGAUGAACCGUUUCUCCGAGAGACGACGUCGUUUUGAACAUUUGUUAAUUAAAAUCUUAAGGAUUGAUCCUCGUAACUUUCCGUGUCCUUAAUAGUUACUAAUAAUAUAUUACGUACACAAAAGGGUUAAACAAUUCCUGCCUUACAGAGUAUUUUUGUACUAAUGUUCAACUGUCAUUAUAGUUAUCUCCGCCUUCUUCCGACGAGAGAAGACACGAGUGCUGCGAAUUUUAAACGUGUCGAGAGCUAAAUUCGAAAAUGCUUUUCAUUAGUUACGAAUGUAUUUUUUUCUGUCGAGAUAUUAUGAUUCCUCUGUGAUUGGUAUUUUAUGUUCGGGAGAAGGUUUUUCUGCUAGAUCGUGUAUGUAUCAUAUGAUAGUCAUAAAUAUAGGUACUUAGCAUUUACAAUGUUGCGCAAUAUCGUACUUAAUUCAGUGGAAUUAGACGAACGCUUUUGUACAUAAAUUCAUUGAUCGGGAUUCAUCCUUUGUGACUAUCGUCGCGUUUCUAUCAUCAAAAUUAGUAUAGUUGUCUACCGUCCAGUUAGAUUGUAUUGCUGUUACAAUCGAAAAUUGAUGUUUUGUAUAAAAUCUGCGAAGCGUAUUGACAGGAACAGGGAAGUAGAUAAUUGACUUCGUUCCGUUCUUGACACGAUAUUAUAUUUUCACUUUUCUAAUAGCUCAAUGAAACAUUCCAUGUUCAACGAGUCACUAUUACAUGCUACAAAUACAUUAAAAGUUUAAGGAAAUUUUCGAAAUUUUUU